This is a messenger RNA of Octodon degus (degu), 2181 nucleotides long. RefSeq names its product chromosome unknown C4orf19 homolog (gene Pgcka1). Lineage: Eukaryota; Metazoa; Chordata; Mammalia; Rodentia; Octodontidae. The record is from RefSeq and is a predicted model, not a curated record. The transcript has 4 exons. Bases 255 to 1148 code for a protein of 297 amino acids.
UUUGAAGAUUUAAAAGAAGGGCAGUCUGGCUAAGAAUACAAGUGCGGCGAAACGCUGGAGGGCUGCGUAUGGCUGCGCCUUUUAAGACUCGCACAAGUUCUAGACAAGGAUAAUAAGGUGGACAAAAAUUAAAACAUGGGAGUAAACAAGUUCUGGAAAUGAGAGAGCUGGUGGACACUUAAGACACUGUGAAACUGCACAGUUGGGGAUAGGACUGGAGCAAUGACUACAGAUGGUAACCCAAAGAAAGCCAGAUGGGGUGCAAGUGCUGUAAAAUGAUACAGAGCUACCUCUUUGAUGCAGUCCAAGUUCCAUCCCCUGACUAUGUCAAUGAAGUCAGCAGCUCCAAGUUGGAUGACGACCGCACUGUGAAGCUACAAGGCGACAGCAGCAGCGGGGUUUGGGUGCAUAAGCAAACCCUCUGGAGUGCCGGCCUAGGGAGGACGGAGAGCGGAGGCGGGCAAGCUGGCUGGCAGGAGCCCCAAGGACCCCGCCCUCAGGGGUAUCCCGACAGCGGGCUGCGCGCCAAGCCUGCAGGCACCACCAACGGCAUCGGCCCCUCUGGUGCCUCUCCUCAGCCUCACACUGGUGACACCGAUUCAGGGGCCAGCACUGCAGAUGGCGUCCACCCGGCUCAGCCCUUCCUGGAAGGCAGGGACCCCGGGGGCCAGGACUGUGUGCCCCCCGCCUCAAGAGAGGCUCCAGCUGCGGCCGAGACUCCAGUUUACGAAAGCCAAGGCCCCGUCCUGCAGCUGCCCGUCCCGGAUUACCCUCAGCUGUGGGGCCCGGCUGCGGAUGGCGAGGCACAGGAAGAAAGGGACUGUCUGUUUGAGCAUCACAUGGAGGAUGAGCCCCUCGCAGAAAUUCACCCCACGAUGGGCGAAUAUGAACUGAGUCUGCCCUUCCCCCUGAAAAGGGAGUCCUUGAGUGAGCCUGCGGCCGCCGAGGUUCUAAGUGUCUACUUUAGGGAGAAGGGUCCGGCCCAUGCGGUGCCUGUGGCCAGCCCCAGGAGCAAGCAGUCCGAGGCCCAGGACUCCAAGGGAAACAGCGAGGAGGAAGAGGAGGUGGACGAAGACGAGGCCGUGGCAGAAGCCCUUGCAGCAUUAGAAGCGGCUACUGCGGGAGAAGAUGUGGACGAGGCCGAUUAGACGGCAGGACUGGUGCGGGCAGGUGGAGGUGCCCUCGCGCCUGGAGACAGGGAGCCGAUCGUUGGCCAGUGCGCCUGGUGCGACCUAGGGGGUUGUUUACCUCCAGCAUCUGUUCUGAGGGUGGGUGCCUGCGCUGUGCCGCUUGGCAUCACUGUGUGAAUGGGGCCCUCUUUCGGGACACCGCAAUAAACAUGAGCAUGAGCUUCUGUGCUCAUGCAGAAGUUGGGCACCCAGCUAGCCAAAGCUCACAGCCCUCCAGAACAUCUGGUACAGAUGUGAGAGCGCCCUGAAGUCCCUACUCCUUGUCGCAGGGGCUCAGUCACUGAGCAUCUUGUUGAGCUAUAAAUGCUUUCGCCUGGCUUGUGAGAGCCACAAGUUAUCCCCAACCUGAAAGGGUAACUACCCCUUCAAAGUGCCUAAUGUGUUCAAGGACAGUCACCCAGGGAAUUAAUAACUAACCACUUGUGGGACACAAGUUAGGUGGAGCAGCCUUCAGGAGACAUGGAAGUGACCCAGGAAACAAAUGGUUAGUCUUUUGCAUGAUAGUAAAACACCCUGACCUUAAGGUUUUUUACAUUGUGACUUGAAAAAUCACCUUUGGGAUUGGGGGGGGCAGACAAAAUAAUUCUUAAAACCUCUUGUGUCAUAUUUGGGCUUUAAGUUCAUAAGUUUUGGGAAGAGCUAAACUAUCUAUGGAAUAUUUGAAGCCAUUAAAUAUCUGAUGCUAAUUAAAAUCUAACAACUCCGUUGUCUGUAUGGAUUUAUCGUGGUUCACAGCUCCUUGUAGAACUGAGGAGAAUAAUGAUGCCCUGAAUUGUGGAGAAGACAGAUGUAUAGGCCAGAUGUUUUACUUUGGUAUUUUGCAACGUAAGCCCUGAAAUAUAACUGACUUUGGCAAAUAAUUCAUCUUUUCUCAUUGCCUAUGUAUUAAGUGAAAGCCUAAUUUGUACUGUAAAGAUUCGCACACCUGCCUGGCAUGCAGUAGGCACUCAAAAAUGAUGUCUUACUAAAUUCUUUAAUUUUUUUAAUAUCU